AUGACGUCGUCUCCCAAAGCCAAAGACACAGAAAAUGCAGUCACCAAUACCUUCAAGAAGAGGCGACCACGGGCCUCCAAGGCCUGCUUAGAGUGUCGUCGGCGGAAGGUCAGAUGCGACGUCCUGGCGCAUGGUAGUCCGUGCUCCAAUUGCGCGCUUGAUGAGGAGAUGUGUAUCAUCGCUGCCAGAGCUUCGAAAAGGUAUUACCAUGGCUCGAGUCUAGUUCCACCUGGAAGCAGUGCAACUUGGCUAAAACGAAAGUUCUACAGAACCACCAACAAGAAACCUCGCCUUCAGAUGAAUCCUAGCCAAUUGUCCGAAUCUCAGGGCUCAAGGCCCUCACACGAACCGGAAAAGCAUGAAGCCAGCGCGGCUACUGAUACGGUGACGGUCACACGCAUCGACGCGGACACCCAUAUACUGACCGGCAGCGCAAAUGAUCUUGAAGACACCUCCGUGCUAAGCUUACCAGGCAUUAACGAAGGCUUUACCGCACUCCGAGAAUCCAAAGUGUCCACCGGCGGAGCUUCAAGCUCUUCAUCAGCCCCUAGAGCCGAGCCAGGUCAGAUUACACGGUCGUUAUGCUCCGUCUUUCAACAGAGGGAGCAUAUGUUUACAACCACUGUACCAAUCUCCGCCUACCGCUUUCUUGGGGUCGGCAAUUUGCAUAAGCUUCCGCCAGAAGAUAUCAAUUAUUUGGAGCUCAAGCACUGCCUCCGAGUACCAUGUCGAGUUUUUCUGGACGAGUUUGUGCAGCAAUAUUUCCGAUACGUGCAUCCUUUCCUGCCAUUAAUCAAUGAAGCGUCAUUCCAUAAGAUCUACGAUGGCAGCGACGAGCAAGACCAGGCCAACACUGCAGGUACCUUCUCUGUGCUCGUGUUACAGGCGAUGCUCUUCACUGCCUGUAGUUUCAUGUCGCCUAAGACACUCAGGCGACUGGGCUUCAGUUCCGUCAAGGCGGCCCGACGCACCAUGUUUGAGCGCGCCAGACUACUCUACACCUUCGAAGUCGAAACAUCAAGACUACAUGUCGCCCAGGCUAGUCUUUUGCUUUCAUAUUGGACCCCGGCCUCGGAAGACGUAUCCAGCAGACCAAAUGCAGCUUGGUUGAGAAUCGCUAUUGAAAAGGCGAAGCAGCUCAGGGCUCAUCAAGCAGUCUUCGAGCCAUCUAACCUGGUGGAACCAGCCGACAAACACUUCAACAAUUCGCUGAAACGACUAUGGGCCUGCUGUAUUGUCCGCGACGGUACAAUGGCCAUUUCAUCGAGAAGGCGUUGUCAACUGACGCCAGGUGAGUUGGAGCAAUCAACUGCAUUUUCUUUGAGGUUUGAGGACUUGCAGGAUGAGAUCCGUCGGUCCAAAGUAUACGUCCCCCAGGUCAAAAUGCGCCUACUUGAGAUCUUUUUAGACCUGGGUGAGUUGUGUGUUCAGAUCGCUCAAAUGUCGACGCUACUAUUUCCCUACGACACAAAUCAGUCUGUGGUCAACAGAAUGAGCAACCCCGUGAAAGAGACUGCUAGUCUCAUCUCGUGUCAGACAGAUUUGGAGCGCUGGCAUGCGAGGACGGCUGGCAACCACAACAAUCAUUGGCAUGAUGGCCGGCCUUGCGCCGAUCAGCCGAUGGACGACCAUCCUUCCUUGGGACUCUUCCAAAAUCUACAGCGGAUUUAUUACUACUCGGCAAAGAUCGCGGUGGCAAAUAGACAGAUACUUUUGCACUACGAAGCGAGUACAGCUCAUACGCGUGAUUUGGUAACCCUCCGUGCGUUGCUCUACACCCUCAGCACAGCGAAGAACGGCCGAGAGAAUCCAUGCACCUUGCCAAGCUCUGAGGAGAACAUCUUCUUAGAGGCCAUGAAAAUCUAUCAAAACCUCUACGAAGGAGUUGAAGGACUCACAGAAGUCAUCAGCUCCAUCGUGAACCAGAAACAGUUUAUCCGCGAACCGGACUUGGGACUUUCCCUUUCAUCCCGGCGUAUGAAGACCCAAAUUAGGGAAAACCAACUACCUAUCGAGGACUACGCCAAACUGGCCUUGACGAUAGACCUCACUCUCUCGACAGGAUACACGACCUGUGAAGGAGAGCUUUCCAAAACGAUUCGGUGGGUCAUGAAGCACACAGUCGGAAGGUCCCCAACCACAGCAUCGUUUGAGCAAAGCCCACUUGAGAGCGCCAUGUUGAAGUUGCUGGAAACGUCGAAUGGUCAUCAUCUUGAUCAACUGGGUGAGGUGAACGAGGCACCUUCUUCAAACUAUCAACAAAGCACUUCAUCAUCCGAUUUGGAUCCGUCUUCAACCUGCAGUCUGGAUGAUUCUGUGAUCUUGCAAAACAAUGUCAUAGCCGGGGUUGAGGGGUUCCAUGACAACGAUUUGGAGGUACUUGACGCUGCCUUUUCCGACUUACAAAACUUGGAAUGUAGCGAGUUCAUCGAUCCAAAUGACACUAUAUUCAAUUACCAUAGCUUAGGGUUUAACUAA
Messenger RNA from Clonostachys rhizophaga, 2478 nucleotides. NCBI's taxonomy places the organism in Eukaryota, Fungi, Ascomycota, Sordariomycetes, Hypocreales, Bionectriaceae. The record is from the annotation of a GenBank genome assembly.